This is a messenger RNA of Tremella mesenterica DSM 1558, 685 nucleotides long. RefSeq lists its product as uncharacterized. The record is from RefSeq and is a predicted model, not a curated record. Gene Ontology annotation, cellular component: Mpp10 complex; small ribosomal subunit; small-subunit processome. Gene Ontology annotation, biological process: rRNA processing. NCBI's taxonomy places the organism in Eukaryota, Fungi, Basidiomycota, Tremellomycetes, Tremellales, Tremellaceae. Gene Ontology annotation, molecular function: structural constituent of ribosome; rRNA binding; snoRNA binding. The coding region runs from base 36 to 584 and encodes 182 amino acids. The transcript has 6 exons.
CUCUCUUACACACACCGAGGUGCCAGACAGUCAUCAUGAGAAAGCUCAAACAUCACGAGCAGAAGCUUCUCAAAAAAGUAGACUUUUUGAACUGGAAGCAAGAUGCGUCGCAAAGAGAGGUAAAGGUCAUGCGCAAAUAUCAUAUACAAGACAGAGACGACUAUCACAAGUACAACAAGAUCUGUGGCUCCUUGCGUUCGCUCAUCCAUCGUCUCUCCCUCCUUCCCGCUCAAGAUCCAUUUCGACAACAAAAAGAAGCCGACAUACUCAACAAGUUGUACGACAUGGGGAUCUUGGACACUGGCUCAAAGCCUUCUGACGUGGAGAAUAAAGUUACCGUAUCUUCCAUCGCUCGUCGUCGCUUAGCCGUCGUCGUCGCUCGUCUUCGUAUGGCGGAGACUGUAUCAGAUGCUGUACGUACCAUCGAGCAAGGACACGUCCGCGUCGGCACAUCGCCAGUCACUGACCCGGCCAUGCUAAUCACUCGACAUAUGGAGGACUUUGUGACUUGGGUGGACACCAGUGCCAGGAAGAGGACAAUCAUGAAGUAUAAUGACGAGUUGGACGAUUUCGACUUGUUAUGACGAGAAUGUCUGUACACAAUUAACAACAACAACAACCUUUACAUCGUCAUCUAUACCCCGCACGUCAAUACCCGCUAUGUCUGCAUGCCUGUACUAGUAUC